Messenger RNA from Phytophthora nicotianae INRA-310, 267 nucleotides. RefSeq lists its product as hypothetical. Lineage: Eukaryota; Oomycota; Peronosporomycetes; Peronosporales; Peronosporaceae. The record is from RefSeq and is a predicted model, not a curated record. Bases 1 to 267 code for a protein of 88 amino acids. The transcript has 2 exons.
AUGGAUGAUACUUCUCUACACGUUUACCCUGGAUACUUUGGUGCCGAAGCAGAGGCAGACGCACGGCGAACCUUUCGCUUCCAUCGCGGUGAGGUUGUUAUGUUUUGUGGGAACUUGGCGCACGCUGGAGCAUGGUUUAGACACCGCAACGUCCGCCUACAUUGUUUCAUCAAGAGAGCCAGCUUAGUUCUCACAGGCGUUCGUGUACAACCGGUGGGUUCGAGUGUCCAUACUGUGAAAAAUGCUAUGCUAUUCGGAACUCUCUAA